CUAAAGCCACCUCCCGUGACCAUAGCCCGAGAACAGAACUGAAAAGUGCUCAAAGGAGAACUGCUAAUGUCGAUGACCACCGGUCGGAGGUGAAGAACCCAACAUAGACGACCUCAUGAAGUCAAACAUCCUCACCACAACAGCCAUGAUGGCUUUUCCUUUCAUGAACUCCAGCGGCUCAGACAGCCAGGUGCCGGUGGGUCCGUCCCCAAGCACGCACUGUCCCUCGGUCACCAGCUCCCUGCGGAUCCCCCUGACGCUCUUCUACGCCCUCUUUGUCGUGCUCGGCCUGGCUGGGAACCUGCUGGCCCUGUGGGUGUUCCUGCGCGACCGCUCCAAGAAGGGCUCCGUGCGCGUGCUCCUGGUCAACGUGGCGCUGUCAGACCUGCUGCUGGUGGCCUGCAUGGCCUUCAGGGUGUGGUACCACGGGGUGCGCGGGGAGCGCUGGGAGCUGGGCGCCACCAUGUGUCACACGGUGGGAAACUUCUUCUACAUGAACAUGUACAUCAGCAUCGUGCUGCUGGGGCUGAUCAGCGUCGACCGCUACGUGAAGAUCAGCCGAGGCGGGGUGCCGCUGCAGCGGCCCCGCGGUCUGGCGAUGAGGUGUGGCUGGAGAACUGCCGCCUGUGCCCUCAUCUGGGCCAUAGCGCUGGCCUUGACCCUGAUGAUGAUCCUGCUCUCCGAGAAGACUACGAAAGAGCUCAACAGAUGCUUCCAGUAUAAGGUAUUCCAGCACUCCAAGUGGAAGGGCUACGCCAACCUCUUGCUGGUGGUCAUCUUCUGGAUCAGCUACGGCUGCAUGGUGGUGUGCUACGUCAAGAUCGCCUUCAAGCUGCUGAGGACGUCCAAGGAGAAGCCCGACCUGCCCAACGCGGCCCGCUAUGCCCGGACGGCCAAAAAGUCUUUCUUCAUCCUCGUCCUCUUCACCGUGUGCUUCGUGCCCUACCACAUAGUGCGCACCUUCUACAUCGUCACCCAGAUCACAGACACGUCCUGCUACUGGAGGGGCGUGGUCUACCAGGCCAAAGAGGUGGCCGUGCUCUUCUCUGCACUCAACAGCUGCCUGGAUCCCAUCAUGUACUUCCUGCUGUCGUCGUCCAUGAGGAAGCAGGUGAUGCGGUUGCUGGGCAACGUGAUGCGGGAAGCCGGGGCUAGCGGCAGCAGCUACAGUGUCGAGCAGGGUUCGGGCUCAGGCAGGGCCGUCCCGGGACAGCAGUCGAUUGGCCUGGUGGGCGUCUUCGGGAACAAUACGGAUGACAAUACGAGCCAGCCAUAAGAUGGCGAAGGGCAAAGCCAGAAAGAAUUGAAACGUCUGUUUAUGUAUUCAACAGCUUUGUUGAACACAAUUCGAAUUGUUCCUCUAAGGCAGGCUACUUUCUGUUAUUUCUAAACAGGAGGACGUUGCUAUGGAUAUGAUUUCUGUUCAAUAUUUUGAAAAGGAAUUUAACUGCGUGUUUAGGUUCAGAAGGGCCAAACAUGUGGCUACACACAGCAAUACAAUAGUCGUCAAGAAUGAAAAAAAAAUUAAAAUUUGUUGCACAGCUGAA
Messenger RNA from Gadus morhua (Atlantic cod), 1547 nucleotides. RefSeq names its product probable G-protein coupled receptor 34. NCBI's taxonomy places the organism in Eukaryota, Metazoa, Chordata, Actinopteri, Gadiformes, Gadidae. Gene Ontology annotation, cellular component: membrane. Gene Ontology annotation, biological process: G protein-coupled receptor signaling pathway. Gene Ontology annotation, molecular function: G protein-coupled purinergic nucleotide receptor activity. The coding region runs from base 116 to 1276 and encodes 386 amino acids. The transcript is spliced from 3 exons. The record is from RefSeq and is a predicted model, not a curated record.